Cordyceps militaris CM01 is the source of this 1287-nucleotide messenger RNA. RefSeq names its product FMN binding oxidoreductase, putative. Gene Ontology annotation, molecular function: oxidoreductase activity; FMN binding. The record is from RefSeq and is a predicted model, not a curated record. Bases 1 to 1287 code for a protein of 428 amino acids. The transcript has 3 exons. NCBI's taxonomy places the organism in Eukaryota, Fungi, Ascomycota, Sordariomycetes, Hypocreales, Cordycipitaceae.
AUGGCACAAACCCACACCCUGCAGUUGGAGAUUGCAAAGCCCAUAACGCUCCCAUGCGGACUCACCCUGCCAAACCGGCUCGUCAAGACGGCCAUGGCCGAGGGCUGGGCGGACAAGAACAGGCUGCCGCACGCCGGCCUCGUCGAGACCUACCGCCUAUGGGCCGACGGCGGCUGGGGCCUGAUCCUCACCGGCAACGUGCACAUUGACGCGGCCUACCUGGGGACGCCCGACGACUGCGCCGUGCACGACGGGCUGAGCGCCAGCUCGCACGUCGCCGCGUGGGCGCCGUGGGCCGCGGCCGCCAGCAGCCGCGGCACGCCCGCCAUCCUGCAGCUCAACCAUCCCGGGCGGCAGUCGACGCUCGGCGCCGGCUCGCGCGCGUACAUGGCGCAGACGGUGGCACCGAGCGCCGUGCCCGUCAACAUGGGCGGCGGGCUCAUCGCGCGGGCCGCCGCGGCCCUCGUCUUUGGCCGGCCGCGCGCGCUGACGGAGCCAGACAUUGACGACAUCGUGGCGCGGUUCGCCGCCGCCGCGCGCAUGGCGUCGCAGGCUGGCUUUGCCGGCGUGCAGAUUCACGCCGCCCACGGCUAUCUCCUGGCGCAGUUCAUGUCGUCCAAGACAAACACGCGGACGGAUCGCUACGGAGGCUCGGCGAAGAACCGGGCGAGCAUUAUCGUGCAUGUCAUCAGGGCUGUGAGGGCCGAGGUGCCGAGCAGCUUUUGCGUUGGGCUCAAGAUGAACAGCGUCGAUCACCAGAGCGCCGGCGAGCUCGGUGAUUGUCUGGAGCAGCUCCGGGACAUUGUCGAUGCCGGAGUUGAUUUCCUUGAAAUCAGUGGCGGCAACUACGAAGACCCUCUGAACAUGAUCUCAACCACCGCCGCGACGCAGGCCAAGGUGUCGCCUAGCACAGCAGCGCGAGAGGCCUUCUUUCUCGAAUUUGCAAAACACGUCCGGAAAGCCUUCCCGGACACACACCUUAUGGUCACUGGCGGCUUUCGGAGCCGGCUUGGUCUAGAGCACGCUGUUGCGUCCGGAGCGUGCGACAUGGUGGGCGUGGGACGGCCAUCGGUCAUUGAUCCAAAGCUUCCGCAGACGGUCGUUUUUAACGAAAGUAUUGCCGAUGAGGCUGCCACACUGGCCACUAAGAAUUUUUCCCAAUCCUGGCUUGCUUGGAUGCUUGGAGUCAAGGGUCUUGCCGCGGGCACUGAGACGCUCGGAUAUGUUUCGGCCAUCCAUAAGAUGGUAGCCGCGGCUGGUAAAAAGGUGCCGGAAUCGAGAUUUUAG